AAAUGGCGACUUUUGGACAUGCGAUUUCAAGGUCGGCGACAAUUCUUUCCCAUUUGAACCAAUAUAGAAGCUUGUCCGGAGUAUCACGGCAGAUUUUGAGAUGCACAUGCAGUAUAAAUAACCAGAGCAACAACAUACCUGAUACAGCAUACAGACUCCAACAUGGUAGAUAUUAUUCCCAGGGCCCAAAUAAGGGAUUCAUCUCAGGAUUGGUAGACAACAUACGACAAGAAUGGAACAAGAACAAAGAAAUGAAGGAUAGUUUAAAGAAGUUUAAAGAAGAAGCAGAAAAACUAGAAAAAUCAGAUGCCCUGAAAAAAGUUCGAGAAAGAUAUGAGAAUAUGGAGUCUGAGACAGCACAGGGAGCAGAUGCCCUCUCAAGGAAACUAGGGGCAUUUAAAGGAAAACUGAAAGAGGGCCUAGAUGAAGUCCAGAAAACAGAUUAUGCCAAGAAAGCUAGUCAGAUAGCGGAAGAGGUGGGAAAGACUGCAGGAAAGGCAACAGAAUCCUUAGGAAAAACCAGCGAACAAAUUACACAAAGUGAUACAUUUAGGUCAAUAAAAAAGGGUGCCAAAGCUGUAAAGAAGGAGCUUGAUGAUUCAACCAUAGCAUCUAGGGCAAGGCCAUACAAAUCACCUGAAAAGUUACUGAAGAGAGAAGAUUUGGCAAUAUUCACACCUAAAAAUGAAAAACCAAUGGAGGCAGAUGAAGAGUCCACUGGCAUGGUCAUGCAUAAAGAUUCCAAGUUCUACCAAAGCUGGCAAAAUUUUAAGGAUAAUAACCAAUAUGUAACAAAAAUGUUUGACUUAAAAUCGAAAUAUGACGAAAGUGACCAUAUAGCAAUCAGAGCUACUAGAACCUUCACAGAUAAAAUGUCUGAAUUAUUUGGUGGAAUGUUCCAGAAAACAGAGAUGUCAGAAGUAUUAACUGAGAUAUGUAAAAUGGACCCCACAUUUGAUAAAGAAUUGUUCAUCAAAACUUGUCAACUUGAAAUUAUUCCAAACGUAUUAGAGGCGCUAGUAAGAGGGGAUCUCGACAUAUUAAAAGACUGGUGCCAUGAAGCAGCCUUCAAUGUGCUGUCCCACCCAAUAAAACAAGCUCAUACAGCAGGUUAUAGAAUACAAUCCAAAGUUUUAGAUGUCAAUAAUGUAGAUAUUGUAGCAGGUAAGAUGAUGGAGCAAGGCCCUGUGUUAAUUAUCACAUUCAACGCUCAACAGAUACAAGCAGUAGUCAACUCCCAGAAUGCAGUAGUGGAAGGAGACUCUGAAAAGAUAAUGCGUAUUCUGUAUGUCUGGGCGUUGUGUCGAGAUCAGACUAUAUUGGACCCGAAAGCAGCGUGGAGAUUAAUAGACAUUUCAGCAAGUUCCUCAGAACAAUGGUUAUGAUGUAUAUUUUCCAUUAGCCAAUUUAUAUUAUCAUUUAUUCCCAUCAUUUGUCUUAAUGGGGCAAAACAAAUUCAUAAGUAUCAAGUUAGGUUUAAAUGAGAUUACUUAUAGAUAUUCAUUUCAUCUCUAAUAUAGAUUCAUAAUGGCUUGGUAUCAUACCUAAAAAGGUAUGACAUUGUCAUCACUUUGUCGCAGUCAUCUGCAACAUCAUCAAUAGACUUGUACACAUGUGGCGACAUAUUGUUGUUAUUGUUUCUAACUUUU
This is a messenger RNA of Owenia fusiformis, 1649 nucleotides long. NCBI's taxonomy places the organism in Eukaryota, Metazoa, Annelida, Polychaeta, Sabellida, Oweniidae. The record is from the annotation of a GenBank genome assembly.